UACGGGCAGCAACUCGGACCACUUAGAUUUCGAGUUCGCCUCACGGAGUAGUCUCGCCCGCCCUUUCUGGGGAGAGCAGAUAACCGUGUAAUGGCGACGGGUUUGGUAAGUGAGAAACUUUCGGGCAAGAAAACAAAAGGCUGGCAGUUCUUCGGCAAAGCAGCGGUGUAGCGAGACCGCGGUGAUACGGGCAGAGAGAGCGGAACGAUGGGGCGACGGCGCGCGGACCGAUUGCGAGUGACACCGCGCUGCUGAGGAGAUAUUUGACGGCGACUUGCGUUGUUUUUGUCAGAGUUUUUGUUUUGAUUCGAGCUCUGGGAGACUAGUCUCUGUCCAUCCGUGACGUCUCAGCUUCAUUCAUUGCACCAUCUUGACAGGUCGACAGUGGCCGUGUCCGAACUUGUUGACAUUCCUGCUAAACUGCUUAUAAAACCGUAAAGCUUUGUGGAUUGUUUAUUCUACAGUGCGGACUUCCGUUUUUUAUUCACUUUUGUUUUGUUGUUUCCAGUCUACUUUUGUUCACAAUAAAUUGAACUUGCUAAAGGCACGCAAAGCUUGUGUGGCUUAUUAAACUUUUGUGACGGGGGGGAGGGGGCGACAGGCUAUAUUUUUAGUGUCAGCUCUCAAGGGAGAAAAGAAACAAAAGCAAGAGAAAACUUCUUGGAGGGGCUACAAAUGCAAAUCUACUGAUCUGCGUUUUUAUUCGUUUUAAUAACAUACGUCAGGUAGAGUGACAUGGAAUAAUAUGGUGUGGGAAGUGAAGACAAAAUCUGGGCCCAACACUGUGAAAAAACGUCAGCUACUCGUGGAGGAAACCGUUUCAGGAAUGGAUGAUCCUUUUGAGAUGUUAAAGUGCAACGAAGACCUGCCCUCCUCCCCAGGAUAUGUGUCUAGUGAGAAUCGCAUGGAUUAUGAUGAUCUCCCAGAAUUACAGGCUGUACAAGAAGACACAGGUUCCUCCCCUUUAUAUCAAAUUAGUCCUGGAGUGUCUCAUCAAGAAUGUCCCCGAUCUGUUUGGACACCUCAUACAUCAAGCCUUUUGGAUAGCACUGGAUCCCCAGAUAAUGGCACCAACUGGCUAGCUGAACUGGCAAACAUAGCAACAAGUCCACAAAGUCCAUUAAUGCAGUGCACUUUUUACAACAGAUCUUCUCCAGUACAUAUAAUUGCCACAAGUAACAGCUUACAUUCCUAUGCUCGACCACCACCAUCCAGUGCAGACAGUGAGCCAAACUACUCAAAGAAUCAUUGGAAAGAGCGAUCCAUACAUAAACAUGAGCGGACAAACAGUGAAUCAGAGUCGGGUAUUUUCUGCAUGUCUUCAUUGUCGGAUGAUGAUGACCUGGGAUGGUCCCAUUCCUGGCCAUCCACAGUAUGGCAUUGCUUUUUAAAAGGCUCACGCCUGCGCUUUCAUAAAGGCCAUAAUGUUGAGUGGCAGGAUGUUGAAGAUGUUGCAGAUUCUGAAGAUGAGUUUGAGGAAGAGGGAGACUCCCAAAGUCAUUCCCUGAAGAAUUAUGGGUCUGAAGGUCUAAAAUUAGUGGCGCACGAAGAAAGUGUUUCCUUUGGUCAGUCAGUUCUGAAACUGACAUUUGAUCCAGGCUUACCAGAAUAUGGACUUUUAACAGCAGAGUGCCAGUUGGAUCAUCCUUUUUAUGUUAAAAGCAAAGGUUGGUCUUCCUUCUAUCCAAGCCUGACUGUUGUUCAGCAUGGAAUCCCCUGUUACGAGAUGCAGGUUGGAGACCUAUGCCUACCUCCAGGACAUCCAGAUGCCAUAAACUUUGAUGACUCUGUUGUAUUUGAUACAUUCAGGAGUUACGAUUUUACUCCCUUGGAUUCCUCAGCUGUAUACGUGUUAAGCAGCAUGGCUCGCCAGCGUCGGGCUUCCCUAUCCAGCGGAGGUGCUGUCAGCCCGGACUUUGAACAAUCAAGCAGAGACUUUGUGCCAUCUGGAACAGCCCAGUCUUGUACUUUUUACAGUAAAGCUAACAAAGGUCACAACUCAGGGACAACAACAUCUAACAAGUGCAAAAGACCAAUGAAUGCCUUCAUGUUAUUUGCUAAAAAAUACAGAGUCGAAUAUACACAGAUGUAUCCAGGGAAGGACAACAGAGCCAUAAGUGUGAUUCUUGGAGAUCGAUGGAAGAAGAUGAAAAAUGAGGAGAGGCGAAUGUACACGAUGGAAGCUAAAGCCUUAGCAGAAGAGCAGAAGCGUCUCAAUCCAGAUUGCUGGAAAAGGAAAAGAACAAAUUCCGGCUCACAACAGAAUUAGGCGUCUGAGUUUACCUGCCAUUGCAAUCUGAACUGGAUGAACGUGACGACACAGCGACUGCCUUCACAGUCUCCUAUGAGGUGUUGUUGUGAUGUUUUUUUUUUUUUUCUUUCCAGCUUUCUGUGAUAAAAAUCACAAAGUUUUGCUUUUAUAGGCAAAUACAAAAAAAAAAAAAAAAAAAAAAAACCAAGUUAGACUAUCCAUGUAACGUAGCCUCUUAACUAUGCUUCAAUAUUUUCUUAAUGACCGAGAUGCCUUACUCUUCCAAAGUUUCUUUCAGGUAAUUUCAUGUAUAGGCUUGAAAAACUGAAAACCCUGUGGUGCUAAAGUAGGGAGCAAAGGAGAUGUACACAAAUGUCUAUUUUCAAAUGUAAAAAAGGGGAAUUGAAAAUGCUUUAUUACCGCCAUCCUUUGAAUUCUAUUUGUAUACUUCAUAUUGCACACGUGUAACUCAGUUCUAUCUACCGUAUGUCUGACAGACUGGGGAGGUAAUGUAAUAUUAAAUAUGUAUCUGUAUUUCUCCCCACACAUAUACUUCUGUGGAUGUCUAUGUUGCCAUAUUAUGUACCGUAGUCGAGGGGCGAGCACACGUGACGCCCGGGUGGACGGCCGCUCCGGGUCUUCUUGCACUUUAUUCACUUCAGACAUGUCUUCAAUAAGAGUCCUCUUCUGAACGGCGGUGGUGCCACUGCUGCUUCAGUGUCCACUUAUCUUCUCUGUGACGUUGUACAGGUCGCUGCCCCCGCAAAAACUCUUGCACAAAAUGGUUGUGUAUUAGAAAAUAAAACUGUAAAACUGUAA
Erpetoichthys calabaricus (reedfish) is the source of this 3070-nucleotide messenger RNA. It is a transcript of the gene hbp1, whose product is annotated as HMG-box transcription factor 1. The record is from RefSeq and is a predicted model, not a curated record. Gene Ontology annotation, cellular component: nucleus. NCBI's taxonomy places the organism in Eukaryota, Metazoa, Chordata, Cladistia, Polypteriformes, Polypteridae. Gene Ontology annotation, molecular function: RNA polymerase II cis-regulatory region sequence-specific DNA binding; protein binding; DNA-binding transcription factor activity, RNA polymerase II-specific. Bases 746 to 2269 code for a protein of 507 amino acids. Gene Ontology annotation, biological process: regulation of transcription by RNA polymerase II. The transcript is spliced from 11 exons.